AUGGAAAGAACAGAGACUAUAGAUAAUUUCAAAGUUGGAUCUCUGCCGACUUUAAUUUACAUUCCUGACUUCAUUACGGAUAAUGAACAAACCAUGCUUCUAAAUAAGAUAUAUGAAGCCCCUGUAUCGAAGUGGAAAUCUUUAAAGAAUAGGAGGCUACAAAACUGGGGCGGUACUGUCCAUGAAAAGGGUCUUCUACCACAGGAUUUGCCCUCAUGGCUAACCAAGAUUACAUACAAGAUAUAUGAAGAAUCAGGGCUUUUUCCAUUGCCAAUUAAUCAUGUCCUUAUCAAUGAAUACCUUCCUAACCAAGGCAUUAUGGCACACCAGGAUGGGCCUGCGUAUUAUCCAGUUGUAGCAAUCUUGUCCCUCAGGUCACCUGUUGUUAUGGACUUUACUCCCCAUUCAAGACUGACAUUGUGUAGAAGCACAUGCACAAAUGAUGUUGAGGAUACAAAUUCUGAUAGGGGAGUUAUUAAGAUUGAUACAGAUAAGUCAAUGGAUGUACACCAUCCUUUUCCUGUCAUAUUAAUGCCGCGCAGCUUGAUGAUAUUCAAAGAUAAAGCAUACUCGGAUUACUUGCAUGCUAUCAAAGACAGUGAGGUACAAUGUUAUGAUGGGGCUGUAAAUGAAGUAGAAGCUCUACAUGGGCAAGUUAUGGAUCAUGCUUCGUCACAAUUGGAUGGAGCUGUUGAUGUAAUGAAAACUGGGGACCUCAAGAGUUUUAGUCUCUGGCAAGUCUCAUCUAUCUGGAAGCUUUUCACCUUUAAGAGCUUCAGACGAUGA
Prunus armeniaca (apricot) is the source of this 786-nucleotide messenger RNA. Lineage: Eukaryota; Viridiplantae; Streptophyta; Magnoliopsida; Rosales; Rosaceae. The record is from the annotation of a GenBank genome assembly.